Messenger RNA from Ostreococcus lucimarinus CCE9901, 996 nucleotides. RefSeq lists its product with no specific name. The record is from RefSeq and is a predicted model, not a curated record. Lineage: Eukaryota; Viridiplantae; Chlorophyta; Mamiellophyceae; Mamiellales; Bathycoccaceae. The annotation marks the transcript as partial. Gene Ontology annotation, biological process: pseudouridine synthesis. The transcript has a single exon. Gene Ontology annotation, molecular function: RNA binding; pseudouridine synthase activity.
UCUCGUUUGGACGCGUACGUCGCGGCGAACGUGCCAGACGCGAGCGCGUCGCGAGGGCGGGUCGCGGCGGCGAUCAAGGCGCGAAUGGUGACGCUGAAUGGGAAGACGGCGUCGAAACCGUCGCGCGCGCUCAAGCCGGGAGACGUCAUCGAGGGCGAACUCGAGCGUGAACGCGCGAGUGAGGCGAAACCAGAGCCUUGGGUGAAAUUAGAUAUCGUACACGAGGACGAGAGCGUGCUGGUGGUGAAUAAAGCGGCGGGAAUGGUGACGCAUCCGAGCGCGGGGCACGAGAGCGGAACGCUCGUAAACGCAGUGUUGGGGCACUGCGAUUUACCCGAACUCGUCGUUCCGACCGGGAAUCAGGCGCUGAGCGAUGACGAUGAAGACGAUGAAGACGCCGUCGAUGAGGAUGAGGGGGCGAGAGAUGGGAUGAUUCGACCGGGAAUCGUGCACAGAUUGGACAAGGGCACGAGCGGCGUGAUGGUCGUGGCGAAGGACGCGUCGGCGCAUAAUUCGUUAUGCGAGCAAUUCGCGGCGAGAGUGGUGCGUCGGAAGUACGUGGCUAUUUUAAGUGGGGUACCGAGUCCGAGUAAAGGUCGAAUAGAGGCACCGAUCGGGCGAGAUCCUCGCGAUAGACUUCGCAUGGCGGUGACGCAGGGCGGCGGCCGUUUCGCGGCGAGCAACUACGAAGUGAUCGCCACUUUAGCGAACGGAAACGCGUCAUUAGUGGAAUGGCGCUUAGAAACCGGUCGAACACACCAAAUACGCGUGCACGCGAAGCACAUCGGGCAUCCAAUACUCGGUGACGAUACGUACGGCGGCGGCGGCGGCGCCGCGGUGAGCGCUCUCUCGCGUUACGGCGUCUUCGACGUCAAAGAAGCCAAGGCGUUGAUGUCCACCAUCGAUCGACCGAUGUUGCACGCUCGCACGCUUGGAUUCACUCAUCCGCAAUCGGGCGAGGCGUUGGAUUUCAGCCGCGACCCACCGGAAGAUUUC